ACCAUCACCAUCACCAUCCAGACAUGGCAACACAAUGCACAAGAGAAGCUGCCAUCCUCAGACUGACAGACAGUCCUGCAACCCAACCUUGACAUAACUGUAGACAUUUUUUUUUUUUUUUUAAAUAAAUAAAUUCGGAUCUGGGGGAUGGCUUUGCCCCUUACUUACAAGUCCGAGGCGGGACUGAGGUCCACUUUGCCCGCUACCCCUGCUGGUACUUGUAGUGCACUGCCCCCCUGCAUGUUCCAUGUUGACAUGCAUAAAAGACUACACUUCCCCAAAGCUGUCACCAGGCGCUCCCUCCUCCCAUUGGCUGCUCGCUGCAGCCGCAGCCCCAGAGAAUGAAUGAAAUUGAAAUAGCUGCUACAUUACAUGUACAAUACCGGGCUCUCUGCAGUGUUGCAUUCUAUCAUACUAUAUCAAAAUGGCCACAGCGGUACAGAACCCCCUCAAAUCGCAAUCUGGAGGUGCAGUCAUCAAGAACAGUCUUGGUGAGGAGUUCUAUAAGGAGGCCAUUGAACACUGUCGCAGCUACAAUGCCCGUCUGUGCGCCGAGCGCUCCAUGCGUCUCCCCUUCCUGGACUCCCAGACCGGCGUGGCCCAGAGCAACUGCUACAUCUGGAUGGAGAAGAACCACCGCGGACCAGGUCACGCCCCAGGUCAGUUGUACACAUAUCCCGCUCGAUGCUGGCGCAAGAAGAGACGGCUAAACAUCCUGGAGGACCCGCGGCUUGUACCGAUCGAGUUCAAGAUCGACUACGAGGCUUCUCUAAAGAAGGAGGGGGGCAUCCCAGAUGGUCCCGUGUUGGAGUCGCUGCUCGCCGGGGAAACCCUGGACAAGAAGGUAGAAACCAAGGAAGAAGAGCCAAUGAGCGAGUGUCAGAAGCUGCUGGUCGGGGAUUUCCCUCAUGAGCUGGAGACGGACGAGAUGGAGGAAGACGUCCCGAAACGCAAGAACCGUACCAAAGCACGGGCCUACGGUGUCGGGGGCAUGAGGAAGAGACAAGAGCCGGCUGCCAUUGAAGACAGAGACAAGCCUUACGUCUGUGACAUCUGUGGAAAGCGCUAUAAGAACCGCCCAGGGCUGAGUUACCAUUACACUCACACACACCUGGCAGACGAGGAGGGAGAAGAAGACUCGGAGCGACACACACUACCCUUCCAGCGCAAGAACAACCACAAGCCCAAGAAAGCGCCAGACGGCUCAGUGAUCGCCAACGGCUACUGCGACUUCUGCCUCGGAGGCUCAAAGAAGACGGGCUGUCCUGAAGACCUUAUCUCCUGUGCGGACUGUGGACGCUCAGGCCACCCGUCCUGUCUGCAGUUCACAGUGAACAUGACGGCUGCGGUGAGGACUUAUCGCUGGCAGUGCAUCGAGUGCAAGUCCUGCAGUCUGUGUGGCACCUCUGAGAACGACGACCAGCUGUUGUUCUGUGAUGAUUGUGACAGAGGCUACCACAUGUACUGUCUGAGUCCUCCCAUGUCUGAACCACCAGAGGGGAGCUGGAGCUGCCAUCUGUGUCUGAGACACCUGAAGGAGAAGGCCUCAGCCUACAUCACCCUCACUUAAUCUGCGGAGCUGCGCCUCAUCCUCUCGGCCCUUCAUCCUCUCCCAAACCACCUCUUCGUCACCCCUCUCUGUGCCUCAGCUGCCCCCCCUCCUCCUCCUCUGAUCUACUCGCCGCCACUUCCACUACAAUCCGUCCUAGUGACCUUCGGCACCCACAGCGCUGCAACCAUUCUUGAACCAGCGGCAAACCAACGUCCGUCCUCAUGUGUCACUCACCACAUUCCCUGAUGCUUGACCUGACCCCCCCCGACCACCACCUUCCCGAACAACACUGCAGAGGAAUUCAUCAGCUGGCAAUAAGUUUGCUAGCGAGACACACACUCCAGCCUGCCAAGGGCACUUCAGAGGCAUACUACUCCACAGGAACCCUCUUAAGGGCCCUCGGAAGAGCCCUAAUGAUCUUCAGCUGCAACUCAGUCAAGUAGUAAGAGAGAAUUAAUAAGAUGGAUAGGUGUUAGGCCGAGGACAGGGCUUGGAAGACCCUGGAUAACCAUGGAGCAGUAGGUUUCAGUGUUAGCCAACUGUGAAAUAUACACCUAACCAAAAUUUCAUUUACUCCCUCUGUCCUUUACCCUGUACAGCAGAGCUGAGACAUUGAACUCUGCUCCACUGUUUGUCUGCAGGACUCGCUGCCCUGUUUCAAAGGGGAGUGAAUUGUACAGAAUUCAAACUGAUUCUCCAUUUACUUCAAAACUCCUCUCACUGGCAAAACAAUGAGCAUCUGGUCGGGAACUCAACAAGACACAUCUUUGACCUCACCGCGUCCUCUCUCCUUGCAUGGGGUUUCCACAAAUUAAUGAUGCAUUUUUUUGGGAUUGACACCGGAGGUUUUAUUGUGUUCGGAUGUGAUCCUCGGAUGAGAGGGGAGAUGGAUUUUUCUCUAAUCAGCUAUCUCUGAUCAAACAGUGUAUUUAAAAAUGACAACUUAGGCUUAGCAUCGCUCACAAAUCCUUUACCUGACCUUUAAAUCGCCCUUCCCUUCUAUGAAACAAUGACUGUGAAGCCAACGUGAGACUGAAACGCUCCUGGUGCUUGGUGUGUAUUAUCUGUGUGUUAAGAAUGUAGGAUUGAUGUGUGGACAAUGCAGAACUUUGUGCGGCCCAUGCUGAGGCCUAAAAACGUCUUUUUUAUGAUUCCUUUUUUAUUUUAUUGUUUUUUUUUCAUUUGCAUGUUGUUAUUUUAAAAAGACUUUUAAUUGAAAUUGAAAAGAAAGCACACUUAAUUCGCAAUAAUGUGUUUGUGAUAUGAACUAUUUUGGCCAAAACUGGGUGUGUUUUAAACUCUGUGUGUGUGCCUGUGUGUCUGUUUGUGUGAGUUUAUCUGAGUACUACAGUAAUUGUAGCCGGCUCCAUGCUAGGUGGUAUCUGUUAAGAGGAUUUGAGGUGAUGUGAAUGUAAGGAAAGACAGCAUUUACCUGUUCAGGCAUUCUGACAAAGUCAUUGUUUUGCAAGUCACAAGCCUCAAGUCUUGGCACUUAAGUUCUGAGUCAAGACCAGCAAGUGUUUAAGAUAUAGUUUGACAUUUUGGCUAAUAAAUACGGAAAUCAAAGUGUACAAAAGACAAGUUAUGGUUUUACAGGGGCUAUGUGCCAGACUAUUUCUUGGCAGCAACUCCAAGAAACCACUGUGCCCGCCAAGAAUUAGUCCAUCACAUAACCCCCUUGUAAAAAACAUAACUUGUCACUUUUACCCUUUGGUUUAUGUACAGAUUAAAUAAAUGACAUACACCUUUAGAGGUGAUUUUGUUACCUAUGGAUAGAGCCAGUCUUAAUGCUAAGCUACGCUAACUGUCUCCUGGCUUUAGCUUCAUAUUAAUCGGACAGAUAUGGCAGUGGUAUCAAUCUUCUCAUAUAACUCUUGGCAAUAUAGUGAAUAUGUGUAUUUCCCAAAAUGUCAAACAAUGUCUUAACGUCAAGUUCAAAUCCUAAACAUGGAGUUAUGAUCUCCUCGCCAAAUGUAAUUCCAUUUAAAAUCAUUAACUUCAUAGUAACAUGUGCAUUUUAUUCCUAUUUUUCCCCUUUUUCCUCUCACAACCCUCUUAUUUUACUGCAUAACAUUCAGGACAACAAAUCUGUGAUAAAUAUCACCACCACACACUGACUGUGUCGAGGGUCAUUGAUUAUAUGUUAGCAGAAACGCUAAGCCCUUUGUUACUAGCUUAAAGCGAUACUCCACCCGAAAUAUGCCCUUUUAGGAUCAAACACGUAACACUUUUCACAUUGAACGGCUUCUUUUAGCAGAUACUAAACCACUCCUGUAACUUAAUCCACUUCUCUACUGUAUAUUUACAUCCAAACAGUCAGAGUAACACCAAAAUAUGGCAACAGUAAGUGCACUGCUUCUGUUCUAACGUGCACACUCGAGCGACAUACACAAGCUUCAGCUUUAAUAACAUACUUUUUGAUCUGACUUUGGGCUUGGCGAGGGUACCAAGUAUGAGUGAAGUCAUUGGUGUUAAAGUCAAAGUCCCAUGGCAGGUUUAGCAUGCUAGCUUGCCAGCUCUGUUUCUCGCCAAGUGAAAUCAUGUUUGUGUCCUGCAAAACAUGAGUUUUGUUAGAGUGAAACUUGGUAAGAGAUGUUUAAAAGAAUUCUGCUACCUGCCAGUCUGCUCUGCACGUUAGUAUCCAGUAGAAUAAAUCAGCAUUUGAAGACAAGCUAAAAUGUUAAGGCUGAGUUUGUGAUACAAUAUGUCCUCAUACAACGCUUUGUGUGAUAUCUUACGAAAAGUUAUUCCUCAUUUUUUUACGUAUUCCUACGAAUAUCCAGCAACACGUGUCAAUUUCCACUCGUUACAUGCAUACAGUCUUUUCAAAAUAAACUUCCGUCUUCACAGGAAACCACUUGGUUAGGUUUAGGCAAAAACACUACUUGUUUGGGUUAAAAUAACUUCGGAAGUGGCGUAUCUUAAGUACGAGAGUUAAGUGACAAAUAUGUCAACGUUUGGAUUAAAAUAACUUCGGAAGUGACGUUACUUAAGUACGAAAGUUAAGUGACAAAUAAGUCAGCGUUUGGAUCAAAAUAACUUCGGAAGUGACGUUACUUAAGUACGAAAGUUCCGUAACAAAUAAGUCAACGUUUGGGUUGAAAUGACUAUGGUGGUGUAACUUAAGUACGGAAGUUAUGGAACAAAUAAACCAACGUUGACUUCUGGUUUCACCAGGGACAUGAACAUCGGUCUCCUGGACGAAAGUCCAGUGUCUUUUGACCCUCUCAUCCACCCCAACCGUCUCCUAAUGCGGGCGUUUGUUGCUCUUUAUACUUCCUGGUUCACGAUUACAAAUUGAUUUUGUGGUAUUUAUACGAAUUACAGUGCAUUACUUUUCGUAGGUAUAACUACGGACGUUGUAUGAGAACAGCCUGUGUCAUAAUGGGAUUAAUCUAGUCAGCCAGCCAGCAUGUGUAUUUGUGAGCUUGCACUGAGAAAAAUCUCUUUCUUUCUUUUAACCCAAAGGCCCAUUAUGUUAUCCUCAACCAGUUUAACUGGACUUCUCAAGGCAAAUUUAAUGGGCACAUUACAAGACAGCUAAAGUGCUGAUUUACGAGGAUGUUUUUUUCUGGAUUGUUUGAUAGGAAAGAGAAGACAUCGAUCCAAUGAUGUGUGAGCUUUAAGCUUGGAGACAAUAGCUGUAAAUAGAGGAUUAAAUCAAGGAAUUUCCAUUUCAUACAGUAUUUCAUAUUCUUAUGUACAUAUCAAAGUAUGAAACAGGUCAAAUUCAGUUGUUUUUGGUUUGAAUGAGCAUCUCAUUUUAAUGCUGCAUCAUGUCUCUAAAUGGAAACUCGCAGGAUCAGAUGGCUUGUGAGAAUGUACCUGAACUGUAAUUGUGUUUGCCAUCUGAUACAGAAAGACAUUAGGUGCAAAUACUGUGCUACCCUCAAUUCAAUGUGACUCCACUGAUGCAUGAAUGACACCUGAAAUGUUUCUGAUUUCAUAUUUUGAUAUUGUCAGUAUUGCUUUUUUUAAACGACGAUGAGAAAUAACCUUUAACUUAUGUUCAUUUCCUGUUUGUUUCCUUGUAUGUUUUUUUGGAAUCUGUGUCUUUUCACAUUUUGCACAGCGUGGCUGCAUUUGCUCCCCAAGUGUGUUUAAUGCCUCUGUGUGUAUGUGCGUGUGCGUGUGUGUGUGUCUGUAUGUGUGUGUAUAACCACUUAUGAUUACUGGAAGGUCAGAGAUAAGCAAACCGAACCAAAAUAGUGAAUUAUUAUUAUAAUUAAUAUUCUGCAGACAUUUUCUUCUCAGUGGAACCACUUGCAUGGCGCAGCACUGCUAGAGGAUUGUAAUGUGAUGAGUACAGAUGACGACAACAGUGUACUUGUUUGUACACAUUUAACACAAAGCACUUGGAUAAAGAAGAAUGCUGUUUCAUUAUGCAGUGUGUUAAGUCAGUAUUUCAUAGAGAGGCGAAGUCCCUCCCCUUCCAUUGUCUUCUAUACAAUGUGAGUUCCUUUUGCAACCAGAGGAGUCGCCCCCUGCUGGCUAUUAGAAAGAAUGCAAAUUUAAGGCACUUCCACAUUGGCUUCACUUCUCGGACCCGGAGGUUGCCCACUGAUCCCAGUAAGAAACACACAGGAAUCGUAGCUUAAGCGAGAGAGACGUCACUUACACCACAUUUGGGUGUGUAGUCUUUCUAAUUACAUAUUUUCAUAGUCUUAUACUUCAACAGUUUUACGACAAACUGCGACUGUCUUGACUUGCAAAAUUAUCUUUUAAAUUGACAAACAUCAUAUGUGCGAUUCAUGGCGCAAUUCAAACAGGAUCCAAAAAUGAUUUGUCUCUCACCUUUAACUACCGUACAUAUUUUUUUCCGAAAUAAGGUCUCAUGGCGGUCCACUGGAAAAGGAAGGACUUCGCCUCUCCAUUUGCCAACGAAACCAGUAGUAUCCAAUCAAAUACUGUUUAUUUCCAUUAACCAAUCAGAGCUAACAUCUAGAGUAGAAGUGUGUCUGAGUGGAAAUAGUUUGAGGAUGAAAUAGAUGUUGAUGUUAAUCAAUAUAGAAAUGUUUGUGUGGUGGAUGGACGAUGAUGAUGAUGAUGAUGAUGAUGAUGAUGAUGAUGAUGUCGAUGGUAACUGAAAAGCCUUUAUAUUGGGAGCUUUCCUGGCACUUAAUAGGAGAAGCUCGAUGAAGUCAAACUCAUUUUGAUUGUACUAUCUGGGGAGGGUGGGGCAGCCAUGUUGGGGUUUUUGGAAGGGUGGGUAUAUCAGUGUGAUUAUUAAAUGAAACUUGAGCCUUCCCUUUGUACAAAUGGACAAACCAAGGUGGUGGUGAUGAUGGGGGUCGGGGUGUCAAACAAAGCCGCACCAGGAACCUCCAGGAGUCAAGUUGACGCCAUUACCCCUCAUCCCCCCGCCACCCAUUUUAGGCUGUUUGGGGUGGCUCGGCCAGAGAGUUGAGACUUUGGGCCGCCUCUCUUGUAAAUUGUCGUUCUGUGAUCUUGCUUGCACUUUUUUUUUUUUUUUGAUUUCCCAAAAAUAAGAAACUAAUUGUAAGUAUGUAUGUGUGUGAGUGCGGGUGCACUUUUUAUUUUUAAUCUUCACAUUUUUUCAACGUGAUUGUCUGUUGUAAACAACACUGGAUAAAGAUGAGUUUUUAAUUUGUAUUUUUUACCUUGAGAGGAAGAUGAAAUCUUCUUGGACAUUUUUUAACCCCCGCUCCCUCCCCUUCUUUCCUCCCUCCCUCCCUCUCUCUCUCUUUCUCUCUCUCUCUCUCUCUCUCUUUCUCUGUCUGGUACCUGGGAAUGCUUUGAAAUGUGGACUGUGACCGCAUUGCUGUCAUCACUGCUGUCAGUCAUUCUCUGUGAAUUCAUCCGACUUUCUCAAUUUACCCAGUUUUUUCUCUCUUCCCUUGACUCAUUUUUUUCCAUUAAAAAGAUGAGAUUGAAAAAUGA
Sebastes umbrosus (honeycomb rockfish) is the source of this 7453-nucleotide messenger RNA. RefSeq names its product D4, zinc and double PHD fingers family 1 (gene dpf1). The coding region runs from base 425 to 1570 and encodes 381 amino acids. The record is from RefSeq and is a predicted model, not a curated record. Gene Ontology annotation, cellular component: nBAF complex. The transcript has 12 exons. NCBI's taxonomy places the organism in Eukaryota, Metazoa, Chordata, Actinopteri, Perciformes, Sebastidae. Gene Ontology annotation, biological process: nervous system development.